AAUAAAGGUACAAUAAUGAAGCCACAGCUGUUGCUUGUAGUGGUCCUCCUUUGCCUGGUGGGAAUGGUCCCAUCGGCAAAGCCGCCAAAGAAAAAUAUCGAGAUUUGGAUUAGGCCGAAACCUUACCCCGACAGACCACCACCACCUUAUUAGGAUCAGCACAUCCGUACCUGUUCUUGUCACCGUGACAAAUGGUCUCAUCUUGAUUGGAACAAAAGGUGUUCAAAUGAUGAUCAGCUUAAAACCACGUCAUCAUUAGGAAAUAAAUGGCCUAAACAAUUGUAA
Drosophila subpulchrella is the source of this 285-nucleotide messenger RNA. RefSeq lists its product as uncharacterized. NCBI's taxonomy places the organism in Eukaryota, Metazoa, Arthropoda, Insecta, Diptera, Drosophilidae. Bases 16 to 153 code for a protein of 45 amino acids. The transcript has 2 exons. The record is from RefSeq and is a predicted model, not a curated record.